AGACCCUGCACCACACCUUAUUACAAACUUGCUUCUUCAGAAAAUAAAUUUUGCCAGGCUAUUGGAAUGACCUACAAUGACUUUUUAAGUUAACAAGUAACUGUUACUCCAUCUGGUUUGAAAUUGCCUUAGAAGAAUGUCAAAGGAAACUUUUGUAUUCACCUCUUCCACUCUGCGCUCCUUGCGCUUGCAACGAGAAAAGUUGGAAUGGGAAGAACGGCAGAGGGCUGCAUCUCGUCAGUGGGCCAGCCAGAGGUAUCAUCCAACUGCCAGGAGCCUCCUUUCUCUCCCCAAGCCCACCAGACAUCUUGAGUACUGUCGGGAUCCUGCUCUUCACAAUGCCCUUUACACAGGAGACUUGCCAAGAAUCCAAAGCAUUUUUAAAGAUAAAAUCACUUCUAACUUGAUUGUGGAGACCCAGGUGGAAGAGCUAGAAUGGUCAGCUGAUCAGGGGUUGUGGGUGUUGACUGCUCAAAAGAAGCACACGUCUCCAUUGCGAAUAACAGCUGCCAGGGGCUAUCAAGACUGUAUGAAACAUCUGCUCUUGAAAGGGGCGGAUGUCAAUGCAGUUAUUGGUGGGAAAGCUGCUUUGCAUGAUAGCUGUGCCAACCACCAUGAAGAAUGUACCCGUCUGCUCCUACGUUAUGGCGCUAAUGCUAAUAUUCUUUCAGAAGAGGGGCUGGCCCCAUUGCAUUUGUGCACCACUCAGGAAACUUUGCCAUGUGCUCAACUACUAUUGGAAUAUGGAGCUCUAGUGAACCAGAAAUCAAGAGAUGGUCAUGCUUCCCCAUUGCAUGUGGCUAGCAGGCAUGGUUUAGAGGAUCAUGUCAAACUCUAUCUUUGCUAUGGAGCAAAUACUGCUCAUAGAAAUCAGGAAGGAGAGACAGCUCUCAACACUGCUUGUGCCAAUGCAGAUAGACCUGAGGAGGCUGGCCGUUACUACCAAGUGGUAAAGCAACUUCUCGAUGGUGGGGCCAAUGUCCAGAUUGCUGGCCGAAAGAACCAUACUCCACUGCACAAUGCCUGCAGCAACUGUCACAUUGGUAUUGUAGAGCUCCUGCUACAGCAUGGGGCAGAAGUCAAUAUUAGUAAUUGUGCUGGCAAUACUCCUAUAGACUGUGCUCUGCAAGCAGUGGAAGAUUACCUGGAGGAAGAGCCUGAAAAAGUUAUAGUCACAUUGCUCAACCAUGGUGCUGCCUGUAUUAAUCCUAAGAUGCUAAAGUUUUGUGCCUCAUCACCUCGAUCUAUGGAAAUAAUUCUGAAUUCUUAUGACCGAAUAGUGUCCUGUGAUUCCUGGGUGGGAUCUGUAUCCACUGAAAUGUGGCAAGAGCAUCAAAUGUUCUAUGAUUCAGCUCUUUUCCUGGUGAAUCAACCUCGCCCACUGCAACAUUUAACUCGUUGUGCUAUUCGAAGGCAGUUAGGAAUCCGUUGCCAUAAAGGCAUUUCUCAGUUGAAACUGCCUUCUGCUUUGCAUGAAUAUUUAUUUCUCCCAUUGAAGGGUUAUCUUAAAUAAGAUGAUGGCAAAAUACAGAGCAAUUAGUAAUUUAAUAUGAUUCCAUCCUCCUGUAAUGAAAUACUAGUAUUGCCACUAAAAUAGUGAUUAAACUGCAAAGAGCAAACAUUUUAGCUAUGUUGAUAACCAUAAUUCUUAUACCUCCAUGUCAACUCUUGCUCUUGGAUGAUAUGCAGUCAUAGUAAUUAGAGAUAAAUAUGGAUGUAUCACUUUCAGUGUAAAGCAGAACUUCCAGGAAAAAAAGCAGAAAAAUAUGAAAAGAAAUUUUGACUGUAAUGCAAGAGUGAGUCCUGUUAAGAGACUGACACAUGCAUGUCCGAUUGAUUCAAGCUGGAAAUUAUUUUCUCUCAUACUGAGUACUAUCUACACAAUGAGAAUAUGUAGAAUAGAAUAGAAUAGAAUAGAAUAGAAUAGAAUAGAAUAGAAUAGAAUAGAAUAGAAUAGAAUAGAAUAGAAUAGAAUAGAAUAGAAUUCUUUAUUGGCCAAGUGUGAUUGGUCACAUAAGGAAUUUGUUUUGGUGCAUACGCUCUCGGAGUACAUAAAAGAAAAGAUACAUAUAAAUGUACAUGUACAUAUUAUUAUCGUAUUUCUGGCAUGAAGGAUUCUCACCAAUCAGCUAACUACUGUAUUCUGUCCAUCUAAAUAAAGGGUGGGUAUUCACAUUUGUUAAUAUUGAUCCUGAUUUAGUUUGCUUGGGUUUGAUUAUAAUCUUUACUUAGGAAUGUAAAUGAUGAGGAUAGACUCAUAAAGAGAUUAAUAUCAUUGGGCAUAUUUUUCUAUUCAGUUAAGAAUCUGAUACUAAUUGUAGUUACGAUUAUUGGUGACCUGUAGAUUAGAUUUCCCAGGGAUAAGGUAGGAUGGAGUGGGAUGGUCCUCAGCAACAAAUAAAACUUUGGCAAUAGUGAGAGUGGUCCUACCUGUAAUUGCUAUCUUGCAGGAUCCAGGAACAGAGGUUUUGUCUUCUUUCAGACUCAUCUUCAGGGAACUUCUUUCUAGGCUAGAGAGAAGUUCCCUGAAGAUGGGUUCCAGCAGAAGUCCAAAAGCUCAGAAGACAAAACUUCUGCUCCCAGUGACCAACCCAGAUUAGAUCCUGCAACAUUAUCCUGGGACGGGUAUAUUUGCUUUCAUUCGUAAUUGUUAUCUUUAUCAAAGUAUAGGCUGAAAAUACUAAAUAGGGGUCAAUUCCCAGGCAUGAUGUCUGUUGCUGAGGACAUGUUAAGAGAAUGAUGUAAGCUAUAUGAGGAUCAAGAUGAAGAUAUUAAAUCUUUGGGCUGGAAUCUGAAAUAAAAAAUACUAUUCUGAUGUGCCAAUAAAAGAAAAUAUAUGUGGAA
This is a messenger RNA of Ahaetulla prasina, 2844 nucleotides long. It is a transcript of the gene ASB16, whose product is annotated as ankyrin repeat and SOCS box containing 16. Lineage: Eukaryota; Metazoa; Chordata; Lepidosauria; Squamata; Colubridae. Gene Ontology annotation, molecular function: protein binding. The coding region runs from base 137 to 1513 and encodes 458 amino acids. The record is from RefSeq and is a predicted model, not a curated record. Gene Ontology annotation, biological process: protein ubiquitination; intracellular signal transduction; positive regulation of protein catabolic process. The transcript has 6 exons.